This is a messenger RNA of Capsaspora owczarzaki ATCC 30864, 5151 nucleotides long. RefSeq lists its product as hypothetical. Lineage: Eukaryota; Filasterea; Ministeriida; Capsasporidae. The transcript is spliced from 10 exons. The coding region runs from base 1 to 5151 and encodes 1716 amino acids. Gene Ontology annotation, cellular component: myosin complex. Gene Ontology annotation, molecular function: protein binding; ATP binding; cytoskeletal motor activity. The record is from RefSeq and is a predicted model, not a curated record.
AUGUCGCUGCAAUCAUCCGCGUCGGCUUCGUCUGUCGGCGGCGUGCCUGCUGGAUCUGCGAGCGGCGUGCGGACGCGGUCUGCCCUUCGCCGGACCCAGUCCGUGUCGCUGCAGCGCGCCGAGAGCACGCUCGAGCUGCUUCUCCCCAAGAGCGACGCUGCUGCUAGUGCCGAUGCAGGCGCCACCACUCCUGCACCCGCUGCGGCUGGCCAGGACGAGCUCGUCUGGCUGCUCGCGUCCACAGACAACGGCCUGCGCCGCUCGCUCGAGGCCGGCCGCGUCGUCUCCCGCGCAGAGUCCGGCGCCCAGCUCACGGUUGCCAUCACAACGGGCUCGGCUGCUGGCUCGGAGGUCUCAGUCACAGACUCGGACGUCGACAAGGUCAAUGCUCGCAAGUGGGACAAGGCCGACGAUCUCGCAGACCACCCCUUCACCAAUGCCUUCAGUGCCGCCAACACGGUGUCAAAGCGAUUCGAGGACGACAUUAUUCACACGAAUGCUGGCGCAGCGCUCGUCAUUGCGCGACCAAACAAGCCCCAGCCCGCUAUUUAUGCGCCAAAUGUCGCCGGCGUCUUCCGAUCGCACAUGCGAGCAGAGUUGCCCCCGCACGUGUACGGCCAGGCGUCCGCCGUCUACGCCGAAAUGCUUCUCACCCACCGACCGCAGUCCAUUGUCAUUACUGGCGAGCGUGGCUCGGGCAAGACGCACACGCUUCGUGCCCUGCUCUCCUUCUUUGCUCGUUUCGGCCGAGGCGGUCGCUCGACCUUCGCCACGCCAACCGCGUUCGAGAGCGCCCUUCUGAGCGCGCACUCUGUGAUUGAAUCGUUCGGCGGUGAUGUUCGAGGCAAUGACAUUUCUUCCCGCGCCUCGACACUCGUUUCGCUCACCUUUGACAAGACGGCGGGCGUUUCGGGUGCCACGUUCCAGUGCUUUGGACUCGACCGUCUCCGCUCCUUCCCUCGCGAUGACGCCACCACCGCCCCCAAGGCCCACGCCUUCCAUGUCUUCCACCAGCUGGCCACCAUGGACGAUGCGACGCUCAAGACGGAGCUGCUCCUCACACCCGACACCAUCAAGCACACCCGCUACCUGCCGCCCUCUACCGCUGCUGCCAAGCCUAUUGCCACGUCCAGCAUUGCCAGCCUGUCGACGGCGCUCGAGCUGCUUGGGUUCCAAGCCGACGAGGUCAAGUCCAUCUGGCACCUGCUCUCGGCCAUCCUCAACCUCGGCUGCUUCACCGUGUCCCCAGCCAUGACGAUUGCCGAUCCGAGCGGCGCGCUGCAGCGCGCAGCGGGCUUGCUGGGCGUCAACGCGAACGAUCUGUCAAAGUCCCUGACGCGUGACGCCGAAGGUGUGCCCGUCAAGUCCGCCGAGAUUGUGUACAACACCAUCGACACGCUGGCUCGCGCCCUGCAUUCGCGCCUCUUUGCCGUCAUUGUUCAGCGCAUCAACAAGCGCCUCCAGAGCAAGCUCGCGGCGACCUUCACGCUCUUCCUCCUCGACACGCCCGGCUUUGACCAAAACGCCAUGGCCGUUCCGGCCGACACCGAGCCCGGCAUCAGCACGCUUUCGCGUCUUCUCGCCAACCUCACUUCCGAGCGCGUGCAGCAUUUCAUCCAAGACCAGACCUUUGCAAAGCCGCGACGCACCUUUACGCUUGAGGGACUGACCUACGAUGGCGAAGACUUUGACGGUGCUGAGGGCUACAUUGCCGCCCAUUCGGCGCUCUUCUCGGCCAACGGCUUGGUCCGCAUUCUCGAUGAGGAGACGAUGCAUCCCUCUGGCAACGACGCCAGCUUCCUCGAGGCGCUGCGCGCCAAAGUUGCCCAAGGCAAGGCACCUGCCACUUCGGGCGACGCUGCCGAGGCCGCGUGCAAGUUUGUCACUGUUCCCGACCAUCACGGUCGGCUCGUGCCCAAGACGAGCUCUUUCACCGUCAUGCACUAUGCACGAGCUGUCGACUACCCCGUCCAGGGCCUGAUUGAGGAAAACCGCAAGACGCUGCCCAAGGCGUGCUCCCAGCUCUUGAACGAGUCCAAGCGACCUUUCGUCACGAUUGUCAACCAGCAGGCCGAAGCCUCGGCCGUGAAUGCAUCGUCCUCGGUCUUGUCGCCAGCCGUGGCUCUGGCGGCCAAGAAAGCCGGCACUGCGCCGUCUGGCCGCAGCGCCACGAGCCGCACGGCCGUCGCCCAAGCUAUCGAGGAGUUGGAGGCAUGCUUGCAGUUGCUGAGCCUGGCAGACUUGCACACCGUCGUGUGCCUGGCCCCCGGCGCGUCGGCCGCGCAGAACGCCACCGCCUUUGCCUUCCAGCUGCGUCCGUCGCUUGUCACUGACAUUCUCCGAUUGCAACGCCGCUUGCCCACGUUGCAGGUGCCCCUGUCAGAGUUUGUGCAUCGCUACCGUGCGCUGGCAUCGCAAGUCACAUUGCCUCCAGACCACGAUGGUGCGGCACGCGCUCUGGUCAAGGCACUUGACGGCAGCUUCUCGAGCGGAUCGGUGCAGGCUGGCAAGUCAAACGUCCUGCUGCGGGUUGGCGCCUUUGAAGUCCUCGAGCGCAUGCGCCAGCAGCGCCUUGUCGAUGCAACGGUCAAGCUGCAGGCGGCGUGCCGCGGGUAUCUCGGUCGCACACUCGCCACCGAGCUUGCCGGCCAGCGUCUUUCGGCCAUUGUCAUCCAAAAGAACGUGCGCAUCCACAUGAUGCUGCGCACUUGGCCCUGGUGGAAGCUCUUCCAGCAAGUCACCAGCUCAAUGAAAGCGCCUCGAGGCGACGAUGACGACGACUCGGCGGCGGUCAGCCAGAUGAAGGAGCAGCUCAAGCGGCUCGAAGCCGAGCGCCAGGACUUCCGCUCCAAGGAAAAGGCCCUCGAAGGGCGCGUCGAGGAACUCAUGGUUGCCCUGACACAAGAGCGCGACGCUGUGGCGGACAUGACCAGCUUUUACGAGAAGGCGCUCCUCCACAGUCGUCAGGUCGAGCAACAAAAGUUGGACACGCAAGCCCAAAUUCAAACGCUCGAGCUUGCCAACGAAAAGCUCACCCGUCAAAAGAAGAAGCUCGAGCAAGACCUGGAGGAAGCUCGCAGCGAAUUGGAAGAGUCUCCCGGAAAGGGCGAUUCGAGCGACCAGACUCUGAAGCUGACCAAACUUACGCAAGAGUUGAAUGCGUUGAAGCAACGAAACGAAGAAGACGUCAACGAGAUGGAGCGCCUGCGCAUGGCCAAAAAGACGGCAGAAAUGGAAUUGGAGGAGUUGCGAAACGACGUCGACACGCUGCAGCAGACCAACUCUGACCAGAAGCGCAAGAUCAACAAGCUGCAAUCGGACAUGGAGGACUUGAAAUUUAGCUCGUCUCGCGACGAUUUGCGCACGACCGGCGCUGAUGACGAUGAAAUGCGCAAGCAAAUCGACGAGGAGUUGCAAGAGUACGUCGAGAAGGCCACCACCGAACGCGUGCUCAAGGAGCAGGCCAUCCGGGAGCGCAACAAGCUGCAAGACGAAAUCAGCGAGCUCAACGAGCAGCUCGAUAACAAGGCAGUCGAAAUUGUUCGGCUGCAGCGCGAGAAGACCCGCCUGGAAGAGGAUGCCUCCGCCGCUGGCUCUGCCGAUGACCGUGCCAUGAGCGAUAUUAAGCGCCAGAAGCGCGAUCUCGAGGCCAAGCUUGAGGAGCAAAACGAGGAGCUCGACGAGUUGGAGGAAAAGGUCCAGCUUGCCGAGCAAGCCAAGACGCGCAUCGAGGUUUCCUUCAACCAGCUCAAGGCCAAGAUCAAGCAAGAUCUGGAAGCAAAGGAUCAGGAGAUGGAAGAGCUCCAGUUUUCGACGCAAAAGAAGAUUCGUGCCAUCGAACAGCAAAUGGAAGAGGCGUCCGAGGAGCGUGGCAUUGCCGUGCGCUCCAAGCGCGAUCUGGAAGGCAAAAUUGAUGAGCUGCAAUUGGCUUUGAAGGGUGAGGCAUUCGACUGGUUUCGCUUUCGCGAGCUGUUGCUCUUGCCAAGACAAAGAAGAAGCAAAGAGGCAACAGCAUCGUCGUCCAACGCCAAGUCAUCGGAACCCACCGGCACUGUCAAGGCAUUGCGUGCUGUCAAGGCAUUGCGUGCUCAGAUCGAAGACAUGGAAGAGCAGAUUGCCAACCUUGAGGCUGAAAGCCAGGUCGACAGUUUGAAGAAGGCCAGAGACGACAUUGAAAAUCGAUACAACUCGGCCCACCGCGACCUCGCCGAUCUCAAGACAAAGCAGGACGAGGACGAGGAGGAGUUUGAUCAAAUGCUCGAAAAGUAUCGCAGCAUCUCUCGCCAAGUCAACUCACUGCACGACGAAAUUGGCAACCUCAAGUCUGCCAACGAGGAGCUUGAAGAGAAGACGACUGAGCUUACCAGAAAGCUGGAGCGUGCUCAGCAACGCCUCGAGGAAGCUGACAGCGAGAUUGUCAGCAAGAGCGCGUUGGAUCGCGCCGAGCGUCGCGCACACUCUGCCGAAGAGAAGGCAUCCGUUGAAGCGAUGGCCCGCAAGAAGGCAGAGGCCAAGAUGGAGCGUCUCGAAGAUCAAAUCGAGCGCAUCGAGCAAGAUCUCCAGCGCGAGCGCACCGAGCGCAAUGCAGCGCUCGAGGCCACCAAGAAGGCCACUCGCCGUGCUGCCGAGCUCAAGGAGGAGCUGAGUGCAUGGGAAAUCAAGGAAAGCGAGUUCAACAGCAAGAAGCGCACCUUGGAAUCCGAGCUCGAGAUUGCCAUGCAAGAGCAGGAUCGCUUCAAGCGAGAGGCUCAUCAGAACAAGAUCAAGAUCAAUGCCCUCGAAACGAAACUUCGAAACGGAGACGAUGAUGAUGAUGAUGACGACGACGAUGAUGAUGAUGAUGAUUUGUCGGAUGACUCUGAGGACGAGCGACCGCCUGCGCGAUCCACUGCUCGCAACACCUCGUCCUACCAUUCCACAUCAUCCAGUGUUGGAGGAUCGCGCUCUGCCACCCCACCGCCGCACUCGACCGCCGCCAAAUCGACCAGCAGCAGCUCCCCGGUCGCCGUCCCAGCCAAGUCUGUGGAGGCCGCACCAUCGUACGCGGCGGCGCCCGUGACACCUGCAAAGAAGUCCUCGGCCGUUGACGACGACGACUCGGACAUUGAUAUUGACGACAUUAGCGAUCUGGACUUGAGCGACGACGAUUAA